AUGCCAUCUCACAUGGAACAUGCCAUGAAAAUGAUGAUGUUCACAUUUCACAAAUUUGCUGGUGAUAAAUGCUACUUAACGAAAGAGAACCUGAGGGUUCUUAUGGAAAAGGAGUUCCCUGGAUUUUUGGAAAACCAAAAAGACCCCCUGGCCAUGAACAAAAUAAUGAAGGACCUGAGCCAGUGUCGAGAUGGCACAGUGAGCUUCCAGAAUUUUCUUUUGCUCAUUGCUGGACUCACCAAUUCCUGCAGCGACUAUUUUGUAGUACACAUGAAGCAGAAGGGAAAGAAGUAG
Chrysochloris asiatica (Cape golden mole) is the source of this 294-nucleotide messenger RNA. Its product is annotated as protein S100-A10-like. Lineage: Eukaryota; Metazoa; Chordata; Mammalia; Afrosoricida; Chrysochloridae. The coding region runs from base 1 to 294 and encodes 97 amino acids. The record is from RefSeq and is a predicted model, not a curated record. Gene Ontology annotation, molecular function: transmembrane transporter binding. The transcript has a single exon. Gene Ontology annotation, cellular component: cytoplasm.